AUGGCUAGACAGUCAAUUGUAACUCUAAUGGUAGAAAGAGAGGAGUGGGUGAUGCCGCCUAGGGGUGGAAAACCCAUAUCAAGGAAAGCCCAUUUCCUCCUUCCGGCACUCACUGCAGAGGAUGAUGCAUCAUCAUCGAUGGGGCUGUUCCAUAAUUUCAUGAAUGAGAGCUCUGGCUCAUCAAUUUCCAGCACCCAGCUCCCUCUCAAGGUCUCCUUCGAUGGCUGGAGAAAGCCUACCGACCGUUGGGAACAAUGGGUCUCCCAAAUGCGCCCACGCUAUCAGUCUCUGUGGGAGGGUGCAGGAAUUUCGGACGCCAUCAAUAGCUCCAUCUCCACCAUCAUUCAACACAAGGACGUUGUCCUAGAACUCUCUGAAAGAUGGUGUUCGGAGACCAAAUCCUUCAUAUUUCCAUGGGGAGAAGCUACGAUUACACUCCAAGAUGUAGCCGUUAUAGGAGGCUACAGUCUUGGAGGUUGGAUGGACAGAUUCAUGGGCAGUGGGAUUGCAAUUCAUCUCUCUAGGGGAGCUAGAAUCGUUUUGGCCCCGGCUGUCCUAGCCAGCCUUUACAGGGAUCUUGGUUUGCUCAAAAGAUGCGAGCAAAUCUCUGUUCGUAAGCCAUCUAGAUCCAGGUCGACAUUGCCCGAUAAAAUCACAAUGUGGGCUCCAUUUCAGUUGGUCCAGGUUUGGAUUUGGGAGAGGUUUGAGUCCUUGAGGCCACUAGGCGUUAGGACAACGCUAACCUCUGUACCAAUAAUAACUAAAUGGCACAAAGCAAAUACAGAGGAGGUCCCUACAAUUGAAAAUCUCGCUCGAGUUUAUGAUAAAAGCGGGAAGACCUUUAUGUGGAGGCCGUACACUACUUGUGAUUAUUAUCAAGGGUUCAUGUUAGAACUAUACAAGUCGAAACAAGUGAGGAAGAUAACUGUUUAUUACCUAAAAGAUGCUCUCCAAAACUAUAUCCGAUGUGUGAACUUGUUGGGUUAG
Impatiens glandulifera is the source of this 987-nucleotide messenger RNA. RefSeq lists its product as uncharacterized. The record is from RefSeq and is a predicted model, not a curated record. The transcript has 2 exons. The coding region runs from base 1 to 987 and encodes 328 amino acids. Gene Ontology annotation, biological process: meristem development; meristem maintenance. NCBI's taxonomy places the organism in Eukaryota, Viridiplantae, Streptophyta, Magnoliopsida, Ericales, Balsaminaceae.